This is a messenger RNA of Megalops cyprinoides (Indo-Pacific tarpon), 1638 nucleotides long. RefSeq names its product meiosis-specific nuclear structural 1 (gene mns1). Lineage: Eukaryota; Metazoa; Chordata; Actinopteri; Elopiformes; Megalopidae. The record is from RefSeq and is a predicted model, not a curated record. Bases 77 to 1582 code for a protein of 501 amino acids. The transcript is spliced from 10 exons. Gene Ontology annotation, biological process: cilium organization. Gene Ontology annotation, cellular component: motile cilium.
GAAAAGGGAAGACUUUAUUCGAUCUCCUUGAAAAGUAACUGUUAGAAGUUUGCCUCGACGUUUUAAGUCGUCAAAUAUGACUUCGAUGAGCCAGCGGCGGAACAUGACGCAGAGUCACCAGCAGAGGUAUAUCAUGGCAUCGAGGCGACAGGAGGAGUAUCGCGAAGAUCGACUGAAACAGCUCAGCCAGGAGAGACACCUGCAUGCGAACGUCCAGGCCGAGGAGCGACUGGAGAAAAAGCGGCACCUUCGGAGGGUGCAGGAGGAGCAGUACGAAAGGCGGAUCGAAGAUUCCCUUCUUAAGGCAGAGAAGGAGAGACUUCUCAGGAGGCAGCAGCUUGAGCAAGAGGAGAGAAUGGCUGAAGAACUGGCUCGCAUCAACUAUGAAAAACUUAGGGAUGAUAAAUUGAGACAGCAGAUUAAAGAGAACAGCCUUGAGCUCCGUGACCUGGAAAUCAAGUUGAGGGCGGCGUACCUGAACAGGGAAAGAGCAGCUCAGAUUGCUGAAAAGGAGGCCAUAAGAGUCGAGACGAUGCGGCAGGAGGCGGACAUGGCGCGGGAGAUGAAGAGCGAGCUGGAGCGCGCCUCCGCGGAGGAGGAGAAGCAGGAGCUGAGGCGCCUGGAGGAGGCGACGCGCUACCAGCAGGAGCUGCAGCUGCAGCUGGAGGAGAAGGAGGAGAGGAGGAUGGAGGCCUACAAGGAGUUCCUCAAGGAGAAGCUCAUGAUCGAUGAGAUCGUCAGGAAGAUUUACGAGGAGGACCAAAUGGAGCGGCAGCGGAGGCUGGAGAAGGUGGCGGCCACCCAGCGGCUCAUUGAGGAGUUCAGGCAGCAGAAGGCCGAGUGGAGGCGGCUGGAGCGCGAGAGGGUGGAGGAGGAGAACAGGCGCAUCAUGCAGUACGCCCUCCAGCAGCAGCAGAAAGAGCAGGACAAAAUGGCCAAGUUCCGGGAGCGGGAAGAGGCCAAGGACUACCUCCACAAGAUGCUGGCUGAGAAGAUGGAAAGGGACAGGCGGCAGCGUGAGGAAAUGGACCGUGUGCGCGAGGAGCUCUCCCUGGAGGAGCAGGCAGAGGCCGAGAGGCAGAAGGAGAUCGCGGACAUGGAGAGGAGGAUCCGGCAGCGGCUGGAGAUGCAGCAGACCCACGAGCAGCAGCUGGCCUUCAAGGAGAUGUGGAGGCAGGCCGAGAAGGAGGAGGAGGAGGCCUUCAGGCAGAUGAUGAUGGCGAAGUUCGCGGAGGACGACCGCAUUGAGCAGAUGAACGCCCAGAGGCGGCGCAUGAAGCAGCUGGAGCACCGGCGGGCUGUGGAGAAGCUGCUGGAGGAGCGGCGGCAGCGGAGGCUGGCUGACAAGGAGCGUGAGGCUGAAGAGAAAGCCAUGGAGCAGGCCAGGGAAGCUGCCCACAGGCAGAUCAUCGAGGAGGAGAGACAGAAACUUCUCAAGCGCCACGCCACAAAACUGCUCGGCUUUCUGCCAAAGGGUAUUUUCAAAGAAGAAGACCUUGACCAUUUUGAUGAGGAUUUUAAAAGAAAUUUCCAGAAACGGGAGUCGGACGUAUACUCAGACGAAGGCUGGGGAGAUGAAUGAGUGUGGUUUUUGUCACCACUAGAUGGCACUCUUGUUCAGUUCCAGGCAUCCUUGUU